This is a messenger RNA of Aspergillus candidus, 1020 nucleotides long. RefSeq names its product putative cytochrome P450 oxygenase. The transcript has 3 exons. Lineage: Eukaryota; Fungi; Ascomycota; Eurotiomycetes; Eurotiales; Aspergillaceae. Gene Ontology annotation, molecular function: monooxygenase activity; iron ion binding; oxidoreductase activity, acting on paired donors, with incorporation or reduction of molecular oxygen. The record is from RefSeq and is a predicted model, not a curated record. The coding region runs from base 1 to 1020 and encodes 339 amino acids.
AUGGACACCUCUUACCUAUCGUUUCCCAAUAUUGGGCUGGACCUGCCCCUCUACGGGAUCGUCAUAGUUGCGAUAACAAGUGCAUUUGCCAUUCAAGCGCUCUAUCGCCUUUACUUUCACCCUCUUGCAAAAAUUCCUGGUCCCAAACUCACGGCAAUUUCCUCCCUGUAUGAGUUUUACUAUGAUGUGAUCUGUGGAGGAAGAUUCCUCUUCCAGAUUGAGAAGAUGCAUGAACAAUACGGACCUAUUGUCCGGAUCAAUCCACGCGAAAUUCAUAUCAUAGAUCCCGAAUUCUAUCAUGAGAUUUACGCCCCAUCAACCCGCAAGCGCGAUAAGGAGCCCUCCUUCGUCAGCACGUACGGUGUCCCUUACGCGAUGGCCUCAACUGUCAAGCAUGACCACCACCGUUACAGACGCGGUCUGCUGAAUGACUUCUUUUCCAAGCGCUCAGUGCUGUCUCUGUCACCAGUGAUCGAAGCGCGAGUCGAACGGCUCAUGGACCGGUUCCAGGAGUUCCACGAAAAUGGCCGCGUAGUCAAUAUCUGCAACACCUUCGGUGCCCUAACGUCGGACAUCAUCACGCACUACUGCUACGGCAAGCACUGGGGGUUUCUCGAGGAUGAGGAGUUCCGCAGUGACAUCCGAACGGCCACAAAUGACUUUACGGCCUUUAGCCACGCGAACCGCUUCUUCCCCUUCUUGACGCCCCUGCUGCGGAGUGUGCCUACGGAAAUCAUGGCGCUGCUAAUGCCAGGGAAAGCUGCCCUAUUUGCAUUCGAGAGGUCGAUCUUUCAGCACUUCUCGGCUGUCAUCCAGGGGAAGGUGUUUACUCUCACGGGAGACCAUAACAUUGUGAAAAGACUGCAUAGCCCGGAGAUUCCCGCCGAGGAGAGAACACUGAGUCGUCUACAAGACGAAGGGUUCACUUUCCUUAUCGCAGGCACGGAAACUACUAUGCGUGCUUUGUCUUUUGCCACGUAUUACGUCUACCAGGAUCCAAAGCGACGUGGCCCGAGCUAG